AUGAUCAAAGGUAGCUGCGCUUGCGGGCGCAUCCAGUAUCAAACCCAGGCCCAACCUCUGUCCGUCGAUGCCUGCCACUGCGGCACUUGCCAGAAGGCGGGCGGCCCCUUCUUGGGAUUUGCAGACUUUCCAGUCUCGGAGCUGCAGUGGACUCAUCAGCCACCAGACAUGUGGACGCGCAGUGAGAUUGCAGAUCGAGGGUACUGCAAUGUCUGCGGCUCGAGUUUGUCGAUGCAGUACCGGUUUCAGGAUGUGAUUGGGAUAACGUUAGGGACGAUCCAGGCAGGGACGUCUCUGCCUCGAUUGGGAACGCACAUCUUCUUGAAGGAAAAGGCGCCGUGGUUUGUCCUUCCAGACGACGGUGCACAGAGAUGGGACGAAUUCCCUCCCGAAUUCCAGCAGAAGCUGGAUCAAUGGAACCAGGGGCGGCGGAAGUCCGAACGUCCAGAGUAG
Messenger RNA from Capronia coronata CBS 617.96, 453 nucleotides. RefSeq lists its product as uncharacterized. Gene Ontology annotation, molecular function: carbon-sulfur lyase activity. The record is from RefSeq and is a predicted model, not a curated record. The coding region runs from base 1 to 453 and encodes 150 amino acids. The transcript has a single exon. NCBI's taxonomy places the organism in Eukaryota, Fungi, Ascomycota, Eurotiomycetes, Chaetothyriales, Herpotrichiellaceae.